GAAGCUUUUCUUCUGCCCAAUUCCGCUGCCGGCCGCUCGGUGCGGUUCUCGCUUGGCUGGCCGUCGCGAACCCGAGGAGGUCCGGGGGUUGCCCGGCCUUGCCCUCCUCCGCCCUGUCUGGCCGAGGUCCAGGGAGAAAGGAAGGCGGGCGCGCGUUGGCCCCGGAGGUGGCAGAGCUCGUUACGAGUCUCGAGAAAAGUCCCCUUGCCGCCUCCCAGAGCUGCCUCCUAAACGAAUCGUGGACUAGUCUGGGCUCCUUCAGCUUCCAGACUACAAAUUGUUUUACUGUCCACCUGAUGGAGAAUGUGACCAGUGCCCUACCUGCUGGAGCAGUAGCUGCUGUACUAAAGCCCAGCACAGAACUUCCUAAAGGGAGCUCAACUGUACAUGGCUAUGACUUUGACCAUGGAUUAGACUAUCAUGCCUUGCUCCAGUCUUAUCUCAACACCGGUUUCCAGGCUACUAGUUUUGGACAGGCUGUGAAUGAGAUCAAUCGAAUGAUAGAAGCAAAGUUGACACCAUUAGGUGAGGAUGAAGGAUAUCAUGCUGAUUUGAAUCCCUGUGCCCGUCGCCUGACUAGCUGCACAAUUUUCUUGGGCUUCACUUCCAACCUCAUCAGCUCAGGUGUGCGUGAGACCAUCCGUUAUCUGGUGCAACAUAACAUGGUUGAUGUUUUGGUGACCACAGCAGGUGGUGUGGAGGAAGAUCUGAUCAAAUGCUUGGCACCCACUUACAUCGGUGACUUUAGUUUGCAAGGGAAAGAAUUACGGCAAAAUGGAAUUAACAGGAUUGGGAAUCUCUUGGUGCCCAAUGACAAUUACUGCAAGUUUGAAGACUGGCUAAUGCCAAUCCUGGACCAGAUGGUGACUGAACAAGACUCAGAGGGUAUGAAAUGGACUCCGUCAAAGCUCAUUGCUCGGCUUGGCAAAGAAAUCAACAAUCCAGAAUCAGUCUGUUAUUGGGCACAAAAGAAUAACAUUCCUGUAUUGAGCCCAGCAAUAACAGAUGGAUCCCUCGGAGAUAUGAUUUUUUUCCAUUCCUAUAAGAAACCAGGUCUUGUGCUGGACAUCGUAGAAGACCUGAAACUCAUUAAUACCCAAGCCAUCUUUGCCAGGAAGACAGGAAUGAUCAUCUUGGGUGGAGGCCUUGUUAAGCACCACAUUGCCAAUGCAAAUCUGAUGAGAAAUGGAGCUGACUUCUCCGUAUAUGUCAACACCGCACAGGAGUUUGAUGGUUCAGAUUCAGGAGCUCGGCCUGACGAGGCAGUGUCCUGGGGAAAGAUCCGUAUGGAUGCCAAGCCUGUCAAGGUCUACGCUGAUGCUUCUCUGGUUUUCCCAUUGCUGGUUGCAGAGACUUUUGCUCAGAAACCCAAUGCUUUUGUUCAAGAAAAGAAAAAUGACUAAACUGGGAACUGCUGCAUGAGGCAUUUUAUCUGUUCAGAACUGCCUGCUUCCAUCCUGCAUAACAUCAGUCAGCACUUAUGUUGAAAUUGCCACGAAGAUCUCCCUGGAUGAAUGGAGAGUGCAGCAUAUUGACCAUUCAGAUAGCUACUUCUACAAUCCCCACACUGGACAGAAGUUGUAUUCCAAUUGUCUGCAUAUGAUAUUUAAACUGGGAAGUAAUAAUUCUACUAACCAUUACUACUUG
Molecule: messenger RNA, 1647 nt
Organism: Crotalus tigris (Tiger rattlesnake)
Lineage: Eukaryota; Metazoa; Chordata; Lepidosauria; Squamata; Viperidae
Gene: DHPS
Product: deoxyhypusine synthase
Exons: 10
Coding region: 297-1403 (368 amino acids)
Biological process (GO): peptidyl-hypusine biosynthetic process
Cellular component (GO): cytoplasm
Molecular function (GO): deoxyhypusine synthase activity
Source: RefSeq, a predicted model, not a curated record